AUGUCUUCCACAGCCAAGUCAUUCCGUGAACUCGUCGGCAUCCCCCCUUCCACCGCCUCUCCCAGUGAUUCAACCCUCAUCAUCAUCGACGCCCAAAAUGAAUACGCCACAGGCCUUCUAGCAGUUCAAAAAGUCGCCGAAACCCGCAAGGUCAUUGCCAAACUGCUAGAGAAAUAUCGCAAGAACGGAAACAAGAACAUUGUCCACGUCGUGCACGAAGUUCCCGCCGGUGCACCCGUCUUCACACCUGGCACUCCUCUCGCGGAGGAAUUUGAAGAAUUGAAGCCCAAGGCGAACGAGAAAGUGGUCACAAAGAACUUCCCCAGUUCUUUUGCCAAGACCGAUCUACAUGAUUACUUGCAGGGACUGGGAGAAGUAGGCAAGAAGAUUGUGCUGGUUGGAUACAUGGCGCACGUUUGUGUUUCUACCACCGCGCGUGCUGGUAAUGAGCUUGGAUAUGAUGUGGUUGUUGUUGGGGAUGCUGUGGGUGAUCGCAAUAUCCCUGGUGCGAACGCUGAGACUUUGGUCUCUGUCGUUCUCAGUGAGUUGGGUGAUGGGUUUGCUACAAUUGUUUCUGAGGGUCAGAUUAGCGAGUGA
This is a messenger RNA of Penicillium griseofulvum, 597 nucleotides long. Its product is annotated as putative isochorismatase family hydrolase. The transcript has a single exon. NCBI's taxonomy places the organism in Eukaryota, Fungi, Ascomycota, Eurotiomycetes, Eurotiales, Aspergillaceae. The record is from RefSeq and is a predicted model, not a curated record. The coding region runs from base 1 to 597 and encodes 198 amino acids.